GGCCUCAAAGACAGGAGAUCUGCUAUAGCCACUUCAGUCCAAAAACUGUAGGGAAGUGGGCGGCGCCAGACAGGACGCUGCAGAAACUUUCUUGGCUAUCUGGCAGCCUAGGGAACCACUUUCUCCCAGAAACAAAGUAAAGAAAGGAGAUGGAGUUGGGUAUGGCGUGGCCUGGCCGGCCCGGAAGGACUUUGGGUGGAGCGGACUGUGAAAGCUUUGGGGCAGAGGGGGAGGGGAAGCUUCCAGGAGCAACUAACCUCAGCUUCCUAAACUCAGCAGAAAGGUCGGAGGCAUUGUUGGAAAAGGCCAGGAAUUCUGUGAUUCUGUCUGCCCGCCAAAGACGAACGAAAACCCAAGUUGUGCGAUGCAGCUUUAAAGGGGCUGGUGAUUGACAGAAUGUGUAGCAGUGGAUGGGGUGGAGCCGCUGGGUGGGGUCUAGGACCGGCAGCUGGGAGAAACCAAAAGGAAGAAAAAAGAAAACCAUUGCCCCUGAUAUCGCUAAUGCCGGGCGGAGAAAGCUAGCCAGAAGGGGAGGAAAAGGAGGGUUUUAGAUCUCACCUCCACUCCUACCCACGGUCAACUCUCUCAAACCCUUCUGUCUCCUUUGGAGAUAAUUAAAAUCGAGUAUACACCGGCCCUCGUCGGUGCCCAUUCCCUCUAACUCUCCACUGAAGUAGGUUUGUAGUACGAGGGAGAGAGGACCCCGAGUCCGUCAGCUCAACCCCAGCCCCGCCCCGUCCGUUGGCCCUGGCCCCAGGCUGGGUGGAGAGGAUGCCUUCGGAGGCGCAGAAUGCGAAAAUAUGGAUCAACUCAUAAACAACUUGGAAGUCCAACUUAAUUCAGAAGGUGGCUCCAUGCAUGUAUUCAAACAGGUCACUGGCUCUGUUCAGAUCAGAGAUCCCCCAAAGACAGCAGACAGAGGUAACAUGACAUCUCUACCAAUUCUGGCUGCCAACCCCAUGGAGAACCCAGCACUGUUUAGUGACAUCAAGAUUGAGCCCCCAGAAGAACUUCUGGCUAAUGAUUUCAACAUGCCCCAGGUGGAACCAGUAGACCUCUCCUUUCACAAACCCAAGGCUCCUCUCCAGCCUGCCAGCAUGCUGCAAGCUCCAGUACGUCCUCCCAAGCCACAGCCUGCUCCUCAGACUCCUGUAGUGUCCACGUCAACAUCUGACACAGGCACUUUAGCAAACAUCCCUACCGUUCUGACUCCAGGCUCCAUUCUGGCCUCCUCUCAGGGCACCUGUGGCCAGCAGAUUUUGCAUGUGAUUCACACCAUUCCCUCAGUCAGUCUGCCAAACAAAAUGGGAGGCCUGAAAACCAUCCCAGUAGUGGUGCAGUCUCUGCCUAUGGUGUAUACUACUACUUUGCCUGCAGAUGGGAGCCCUGCAGCCAUUACAGUCCCACUCAUUGGAGGAGAUGGCAAAAAUGCUGGAUCAGUGAAAGUUGACCCCACCUCCAUGUCUCCACUGGAAAUCCCAAGUGAUAGUGAAGAAAGUGCAAAUGAGAGUGGAUCCUUGGCCUUACAGGGACUACAGCAAGAAUCAGCAGCAAUGACUCAAAUGCAGGGAGAAGAGUCCCUUGACUUGAAGAGAAGACGGAUUCACCAAUGUGACUUUGCAGGAUGCAGCAAAGUAUACACCAAAAGCUCUCACCUGAAAGCCCACCGCAGAAUCCAUACAGGAGAGAAGCCUUAUAAGUGCACCUGGGAUGGCUGCUCCUGGAAAUUUGCUCGCUCAGAUGAGCUUACCCGCCAUUUCCGCAAGCACACAGGCAUCAAGCCCUUCCGGUGCACAGACUGCAACCGUAGCUUCUCUCGCUCUGACCACCUGUCCCUGCACCGCCGGCGCCAUGACACCAUGUGAGCUCCACAGUCCACACUUAGAAGAGCUGUGCUGCUCUCAUUCCUGUGUGUGUACUGAGGUCAUGACCAUCUUUUCCACUUUGACUUCAGCAUGCCUCUGGGAUGGGGUUGGAACAGCUCACUGAGCCAGGUUGAUGAGACUGGUUUUCCAUGGGGGCUUUUCAUAUUCCAUCUUCACCUCUCCACCGUCCACUCCCCAGUUUUAUCAACCACCACAUAGGUUGAGUAAAAGUGUGGCACCCAUGGUCGGAGAUGGGACAUUUUUCCUACAAUAACAAAACGGGAAUCCAACUCAAGGCUGUGAAAAAAACAUAUGCUGCUUUUUUUUUCCUCUUUUCUUUUUCUGAGAAUUCUUAUCCAUAGUAUUUUUUUGAGUCAGUACUUAAAAGUGGUUGGUAACUUCUAAAAUAACUUUUUUUCAAGUUCCUAGAUAGAAGAGGGCAUAACAGUAUACUUCAUUGGUAGAAUGGAUUUGGUUCCUGAGCAUAGGACACAUUCUCAGUGAAUAAACUGAGUCCCAUACAAAACUGAAAGGUUUUGUAAAUCCAAUCCUGUUUGUUCUUACAGUUUGGUUUUCAGACAGUGCAGGUGCUUUUGCUUCCUAAGUCCAUCAAAGGAAAUGAAGGGAUCUUCUUGUCCAUCUCCUUUUCCUUCUUCCUUCUCUUUCUCCUUUAAGAUUAAAGAUUUUACAGCACAAUCACAUUGUUAGGUUAAAUAUUUGUUAGGACAAAUAUUCAAAGCACACAUCAACAUGCCGGUAGGGUGAAAGGUGUUUCAGGAGAGUAUGUUGGAUCAUGAUAAAAAGAAGCAGAACUAGGAUAAUCCUGAAAACAAAUAGAGGAAGACUUUCAUUUGGAUAAGAUACUAAAAGUGCUGUGAUCACAAACCUCAUUCAAAGGGCAGCCUGUUCAGACAGUGUCUUGAGGGGCUGUACUGUACUGUUUAUUCUUUUGUUUACAUAAAGCAAUUAUUAUGAGUAUAACACAUGAUGAGAAAUCAUACACUGGGGCCAUGUUAUAGAAAGGUAAGGGAUUGUAAAAAAAUAUUUGCUCAUUCCAUGGCAUUAUUAGCAUGCAUUCCUGUGUUUCAAUUGGAAUAUAAGAGGUUUUCAGUGAAAACUGAAAUACAAAAAGUAACUCGAUGUUCUGCAACUGCUAUGAACACCUAAGCCAUUUCUUUUAGCCAUACAGCAUGUUGCAUAAUAUACACAUUUGGUUACCAAAUCUUACUAUUUCAUAAUAGUCUCCGAGACAUAAAACCUUGUGUUCUAGGCUGUAGACUUCAGAUCUACCUCCACAUGGCAUAUUUCCUCUCUCUGGGGGGAAUGGGAGUUUGCAUCACUUAACUUUGGACUUAGCCUCUCUCCUAAAGGUUAUCUUCAUAUGGACCCCCUUUUCCUUAGCAGAUAUUCAACCAGUCCCUGCUUAAAUAGUUUAGGUUACUACCUCCCAAUGUUUAUCCAUUCUGAAUAAAUAAUAGAAUUCUAGCACCAAUAAGGGAUACUAUUAACCAUCUAGUCUUAACCCAUCAUACAUAUUUUACAGAUGAGACAAAUACGGGUCGGAUUCUUUCUCCAGAUUUUUCCUUGAAGCCUUAUAAACCUGUACACCCAUUCUUCCAGGGAUCACAUUAUUAAACCAAAUUAGAGAAAACUUUACAUGAUUGGUUCAAGUAAUUGUCCAAUUUUAUGUUAUGCUUCAGAAAACUUUAGACCACUCACAAAAUAAUUUACAGUUGAUUAAAUAGUAAAGUGUGCCUGUGGUCACUGACAUACAUUAGGCACACAAUUUUUCUCUUCUAACACUUUCUAUAACAUCUCGGAAUUGAUUUACCUCACUUAAACAUACCGUGUCCAGCUCAUAAACCUUUAUAAAUUUAAAGCCUGCCUGUAUUUUUCAAAGUGACAUGUGGAUUUUUAUUAUUCUCAUUGUUAUUUUGAUAUAGAUUUUCCUUUGACUUUUGGUGUGUAAGUUUCACACUGUAGAAUGAAAGGGAACUUUUAUGUACCUCUAAGACAGGUUGUUAAAGGUAAAUUACCAUCAUACAUAUUGUCUUAAGCUUGUAAUUGAGUAGUUGAUACGGUAUUUCACAGUAGAGUCCAAAGACUUACCCAUUUUCUCCAGAGUUUCGAUCCUGAGACAACCUUUUCCAGAAUUCAUAACUGUCAUGUGCCCCCCUGACAUCAGGAUCUUUUGCAUUGGAGCAUAUAAUUUAUUAAUACAUAAAGGAUAUUAAGCAUACUAUUAUACUAACUAGAAUGAUCAAAUUAAAGUUCCAAAUAUUGAUAUCCCUGACACCUCUAAGCUUUCAUUCAAUUUUUUCUUCUGCUAAGUAAGGAGGACCUUUUUUACUGCUUUAUUGUCUAUAGUCAGGCAACAAUUUUAAUCCUAUUCUCAUUGCCCUCUCCCUUCCAAAUAACAAUAAAAAAUUAUUCCAAUUAUUACAUAUUCUUUAAGUAAUGUGUUAAAAUUUAUUAAGAGUAUUUCAUACCAUACGGUAAUUCAAAUACAGUACAAUACAGUAGUGUACCAAAAGUGUAUAGAAUUUUGUUAGAUAGUAAGACAGAAAGGAACUGUAUCUCUUAAGUGGCAUUUAGGGUUCAUUGAACAUGCUGUGCUCACAUCAGCAAAGCACUGUUGUGUGGAUAGUUGACUAGGGUAUGGAAAAUGGCCUUAUUUGAUGUGGUUGGAUAAUAUCCUGGGAUUUGUUGCAGUGGAGUUCCUCCAUCUGUAGAUGCUUGUCAGUUGAACAUAACUAUUGAUAAUUAUGAUUGGGAAAUUCAGGAAAAGCUGAAGAAUAUGAAUUGGCUGGGUAGAUUAAGGGGGAAUGAAUUGUGGGUAAGAUAAAAAGGUUUGUGAGGGUAACUUCUUUUUAAAUAAAAUGUUUAUUUUGGAACAGUUGUAGAUAUAUAGAAAAAUUGUGAAGAUUCUACAGAGAGUUUCCCUAUACCCUACAUCCAGGUUUUUUCUAUUAUUCACAUCUCUCAUUAAUAUGGUACAUUUGCUAUAAUUAAUAAAGUGAUAUUGAUACUUAUUAACUCAAGUCCAAAUAUUCAAAUUUCCUUAAUUUUAACCUAAUAUCUUUUGGGGGGUUCCAUUCAAGAUACUGUCACAUUUACUGGUCCUAUCUCCUUACACUUCUCUUAAUUGUCAUGGUUUCUCAGAGUUUCCUUUUUUCCUAUGACUUUUACAGUUUCAAGGAGUAUGUCCCUCAACUGAGAUUUGUCUGAUUACAUUUCUCAUGAUUAAACUGAGGUUAUGGGUUUUUGGGAGGAAGAGCAUAGAGGUAAACUUCUAUUUUCAUCACAUUUUAACAUGACUUAUACCUUUGAUGUUAACCUUGAUCACCUGGCUGAGAUAGUGUUUUGUCAGCUUUCUCCUCUGGACUUUCUACCCCACAUCCUAUACUGUACUCUUUGGAAAGAAGUCAUUAUGUGCAGCCCACACUAAAGGAGUGCUGAGUUGUGCACCAUAUCCUUGAGUGUGUCUAUAAAAAAUUAUUUGGAAUUCUGCGUGGGAGAUUUGACUCUUCUCCCUCAUUUAUUUAUUUAUGCAGUCAUUUACUUGUAUCAGUAUGGACUCACAUUUACUUUGUACUUUGCUUUAUAAUCCAAUAAAAUUUUAUGUUGUAUGCUCAAA
Phyllostomus discolor (pale spear-nosed bat) is the source of this 5502-nucleotide messenger RNA. RefSeq names its product Kruppel like factor 8 (gene KLF8). The transcript has 6 exons. The coding region runs from base 801 to 1865 and encodes 354 amino acids. Gene Ontology annotation, biological process: regulation of transcription by RNA polymerase II. Lineage: Eukaryota; Metazoa; Chordata; Mammalia; Chiroptera; Phyllostomidae. The record is from RefSeq and is a predicted model, not a curated record. Gene Ontology annotation, molecular function: RNA polymerase II cis-regulatory region sequence-specific DNA binding; DNA-binding transcription factor activity, RNA polymerase II-specific.